AUGCAGCCACUCCUGCUCCUGCUCCUGCUGGCUUUUUGCCUGCCUUCCGGGGCCAAGGCAGGAGAGAUCAUCGGGGGACAUGAGGCCAAGCCCCACUCCCGGCCCUAUAUGGCGUAUCUUAAGGUCGAGAAUAAGAAUGAGGUUUGGUGUGGUGGGUUCCUGAUACACAAGAAGUUCGUGCUGACCGCCGCUCACUGCCACAGAAGCUCCAUCAGUGUCAUCCUGGGGGCCCACAACAUCAAGAAACAGGAGAUGACCCAGCAGGACAUUCCGGUGAGAAAAGCCAUCCCCCACCCAGACUAUAAUCCGAAGAACUACUCUAACGACAUCAUGUUACUGAAGCUGGAGAGAGAGGCCAAGCAGACUGCAGCGGUGAGGCCCCUCCGCCUGCCCACCGGCAAGACCCGGGUGCGGCCAGGACAGGUGUGCAGUGUGGCCGGCUGGGGGCGGGUCAACGCCAAGAUACGCACGUUCCCAGACACUCUGCAAGUAGUGAGGCUGGCAGUGCAGGAGGAUGGGAAGUGCAAAUUCCUCUUUCCCCAUCAUUACGACCACACCAUUCAGCUGUGCGUGGGGGACCCAAUGGAAGAAAAGUCUUCCUUUCAGGGAGACUCUGGGGGCCCUCUCGUGUGUAACAGUGUGGCCCAAGGCAUUGUCUCCUUUGGACACAAAAAUGGGACACCUCCACGGGUCUAUACCAAAAUCUCAACUUUCCUGCCCUGGAUAAAGAAAACCAUGAAAAGCCUCUAG
Molecule: messenger RNA, 750 nt
Organism: Odobenus rosmarus divergens (Pacific walrus)
Lineage: Eukaryota; Metazoa; Chordata; Mammalia; Carnivora; Odobenidae
Product: granzyme B (granzyme 2, cytotoxic T-lymphocyte-associated serine esterase 1)
Exons: 5
Coding region: 1-750 (249 amino acids)
Biological process (GO): proteolysis
Cellular component (GO): cytoplasm; intracellular membrane-bounded organelle
Molecular function (GO): serine-type endopeptidase activity
Source: RefSeq, a predicted model, not a curated record